AUGGCUUCAUCACAGCGCGUCGUCAUUAUCGGAGCCGGCAUCGUUGGCACUAACAUCGCCGACGAGCUGGUCUCGCGCGGAUGGAGCAAUAUCACCGUGGUCGAGCAGGGGCCGCUGGACAUGCCAGGGGGCUCAACAUCCCACGCCCCCGGCCUCGUAUUUCAGACCAACGGCUCCAAAACCUUGAGUUAUUUCGCCAAGUACACGGUGGAAAAGCUGCUAUCAAUCGAGUGCUUCAACCAGGUGGGCGGCCUGGAGGUGGCAGAAACCCCAGAGAGACUCGAGGAUCUCAAGCGGAAACACGGCUACGCCUCGUCAUGGGGCAUUGAGGCACACCUUCUUAGCGCCGAUGAGUGCCAGCAGAUCUACCCACUUUUGAACAAAGACAUCGUCCUCGGCGGCCUGCACAUUCCAACCGACGGCUUAGCCCUGGCCGCCCGCGCAGUCCAGCUGCUGAUUGAGCGCACCCGGAAGGCCGGCGUUCGGUACCUCGACCGGACCCCAGUCACCGGCAUUGAGCAGAAGGACGGCCAUGUCACCGGUAUCACCACCAAGAACGGCACAAUCCCCGCCGAUAUCGUUUUGUCGUGUGCUGGCUUUUGGGGAGUCGAGGUGGGAGCCAUGAUUGGCCUGCCCAUCCCUCUGCUGCCCGUCGGCCAUCAAUACGCAAAGACGACCCCUGUCCCCGCGCAGAAGGGGAAGAACUCAGAGCCCAACGGAGCCAGACUACCAAUCUUGCGACACCAGGACCGCGAUCUUUACUAUCGUGAACAUGGCGACUCGUACGGCAUCGGCUUUUACGGCCACCGUCCUCUGCCCGUGGUCGCCGCUUCACUGGGCGAGACCCCGGAGCAUGUCAACGAGGACAACAUGCCCUCGCGGAUGGACUUCACACCUGAGGACUUCAAGCCGGCGUGGGACUUGACCAAGAAGAUCCUCCCGGCUCUAGGCGAGACGGAGAUUGCUUACGGUUUCAACGGCAUCAUGUCCUUCACUCCCGACGGCGGACCUCUCGUCGGAAGAGCCCCCAAUCUUGAGGGCUUCUGGGUAGCAGAGGCAGUUUGGGUCACACAUUCGGCCGGUGUCGCACGCGCAGUUGCCCAGCUUCUCACCACGGGCAGGGCAGAAAUCGACCUGUCCGAGUGCGACAUCUCCCGCUUCGAGCAGGUUCAACUUACACCCGCCUACGUCAACGAGACUUGCCAACAAAACUUUGUCGAAGUCUACGACGUCUUGCAUCCCCUUCAACCAAAAGAUUCCCCGCGCAACCUGCGCGUCAGUCCUUUCCACACCCGCCAGCGCGAGCUUGGUGCUUAUUUCCUCGAAGCCGGCGGCUGGGAGCUACCGCAGUGGUUCGAGUCAAACGCCGAUCUUGUUGAGCAGUUGCCGGACAAGUGGAAGCCAAGGCAGCGCGAUGCAUGGUCUGCGCGGUACUACUCCCCGAUCGCAGCUGCUGAAGCGUGGAAGACGCGCACAGCGGCUGCGAUGUACGACUUGACGCCCAUCCGUCGGGUGGAAGUCUCUGGCCCUGGAGCUGUCGAUCUGCUUCAGCGCGUGACAACAAGCGACGUCUCUAAAAAGCCGGGCAGCGUCACUUUUACCCUGCUUCUCGACGAGCAGGGUGGCGUCAAGAGCGAUAUUUUCGUAGCACGUCUGCUCCAGGACGUCUUCCAACUUGCUGUAAACGGGCCUACUGACCAAGCAUACCUGGCGAGGGAAGCUCGUCUGCAAGCCAAGAAGAACCCGAGCAAGUGGGCUCAAGUGAGAGAUGUCACCGGCGGAACAUGCGGCAUUGGACUCUGGGGUCCUCGCUCGGCGGACAUCGUGGCAGCCAUCAGCUCAGACGACUUCACCAACAAGGCGCUGCCGGAUUCCCACGUCAAGGCCGCCAUCAUUGCGGGUAUCCCGGUGCUGGCGAUUAGACUGUCCUUCGUCGGAGAGUCAGGAUGGGAGAUUUACACGAGCGCUGAGAAUGGCCAACGUCUCUGGGAUGCACUUUGGCAAGCUGGCCGAUCGCAUGGUGUUAUCGCGGCUGGUCGCAGUGCAUUUAAUGCCCUGCGGCUUGAGGCAGGGUUCCGGAGUUACGGCUCCGAUGUCACGACGGAGAACAACCCGUUCGAGGCAGGACUCGCUUUUGCCAUUGACACGAACAAGCAGGGCUAUGUUGGCCAUGCUGCUGUCAAGAAGCUGUCUCAGUCUGCGCCGGCAAGGAGACUACGCUGUCUCACAGUUGAUGACGGUCAGUCUGUUGUGCUUGGAAAGGAACCGGUGUUCUUGGACGGCAAGGCUGUCGGUUAUGUGACCAACACAGCAUUUGGGUACACAAUCGGCAAGCCGAUUGCAUACAGCUAUCUACCGAGUACGCUUAAGGAGGGAGACGGAGUUGAGAUUGAGUACUUUGGCCGCCGGAUCAAGGCAACUGUGACGGCAGAGCCUCUGUAUCAGCUGGCUGCGGGCGUUAAUGAUGGAUCAAAGGUAGCAAUUAGGUCUCGUUUGUAA
Molecule: messenger RNA, 2499 nt
Organism: Colletotrichum chrysophilum
Lineage: Eukaryota; Fungi; Ascomycota; Sordariomycetes; Glomerellales; Glomerellaceae
Exons: 1
Coding region: 1-2499 (832 amino acids)
Cellular component (GO): mitochondrion
Molecular function (GO): oxidoreductase activity; protein binding
Source: RefSeq, a predicted model, not a curated record